Messenger RNA from Aspergillus tanneri, 477 nucleotides. RefSeq lists its product as uncharacterized. Lineage: Eukaryota; Fungi; Ascomycota; Eurotiomycetes; Eurotiales; Aspergillaceae. The record is from RefSeq and is a predicted model, not a curated record. The transcript has 2 exons. Bases 1 to 477 code for a protein of 158 amino acids.
AUGAAGCUAUCUAUUUUCACGUCGGAGACGAGCGUCAUCAAACUCUUUGCCGACUCUGAGAUCUUUGACGCCAUCCCGGAGUCGGAGAAUAUUUCCAUUGUCGAGCUUUCCAACGAAACAGGGUGUCGACAGGGUCUCCUGGAACAGUCCGUCAACUUCCUAGUUACCGUGGAUGUCUUCUCAGUGAUGUCUAGCCGCAUUGGUCAUACGAAGAACUCGAUGCGCUAUUGGACCAAGAGUUUGACCACGAGCUAUGAGGUCCCCGAAACAAUGUCCCACAUAUCGGGCCUACUACACCGUGCUGUGUCCAAGGCUACGGAACGAAUGCUGAUCACAAGGAUGUAUGAUUUCUCUUGGGUUGUCGCAGCGGCUCGGAGCGGGGGAGUGGGAUCCAAAGCAUCAUUGUGGAUAUCGGAGGUGGAAGGGGACCGGUUUUCCGAGCAUCCCCCAGUAAAACCCGCACAUCCCGGCAGCUAA